Messenger RNA from Pelobates fuscus (common spadefoot toad), 1132 nucleotides. RefSeq names its product serine protease 27-like. The record is from RefSeq and is a predicted model, not a curated record. Lineage: Eukaryota; Metazoa; Chordata; Amphibia; Anura; Pelobatidae. Bases 38 to 1132 code for a protein of 364 amino acids. Gene Ontology annotation, biological process: proteolysis. The transcript has 7 exons. Gene Ontology annotation, molecular function: serine-type endopeptidase activity.
UCCAUCCAGUCCUAGGACAAUCUUCUGUGAACGGACAAUGGCCACCAUGCCAAGCCUGACCCUGUGUGUGCUGAUUGUUCUCCUGGAAGGGGUCCAGUGGCUGCAGGCAGAGAACGUUUGUGGGAGGCCGAUAAUCGCUGAUCGUAUUGUUGGAGGUCAGGACGCAAAGAAGGGCGAGUGGCCAUGGCAAGUCAGCUUGCAAUUUCAGGGAGAACACUUGUGUGGUGGGACUGUCCUCACAAAUUCCUGGGUGAUGAUGGCGGCUCAUUGCUUCAUAAUGUCAGACAAUAGUUCCUCGUACAGAAUAUACCUUGGGGCAUAUCAGCUGACAAACCUUCAAGACCCAAAUGUAGUGUCCAGGGGGUUAAAACAGAUCAUAAUACACCCAGACUUCAAGUACGAAGGAUCGAGUGGAGACAUCGCCUUGGUGGAGUUGGAAAGGCCUGUCCAAUACACCAGUUAUAUCCUCCCUGUCUGCCUCCCAUCACAGUCCGUCACUCUGCCAGAAGGAACCUCCUGUUGGGCCACAGGAUGGGGGGACACUAAUUAUGGAGUUUCCCUUGAAAACCCUCAAACCCUUCAGGAGGUGGAGCUCGCUCUAAUUUAUAGACCAACUUGUGAGUCCAUGUACCAGUCCAGCCUGGGAUAUAGUCCUGUGUUCCACCUUAUCGAGGAUGAUAUGAUCUGUGCCGGCUACAAGGAGGGUCAGAAGGACGCCUGCCAGGGAGAUUCGGGUGGACCCCUUGUGUGCAACGUUAACAAUAUCUGGCUGCAGGUUGGAGUCAUUAACUGGGGUGUGAGUUGUGCUAAGCCUAAUAGCCCGGGUGUCUACGCCAGAGUUAAAAUGUACAUUGACUGGAUAAAGAGCUACGUACCUUCAGUCGGUAUCACUGACGCAGGUCUAGCCCAGCGACAGGGUAUUUUUCUGAACUCAACACAUGACCAGCUCAUCUCCCUCUCAGAAUCCAGCAGCAUCAACUCCACCCAGGAGGAGGCACAUCCUUUUCUGGUCUACACAUUGAGGGUGUCAUGUCUCAUCCAAAGAAAUACCACAGACUUUCCUGAUUACCGGAUCAAAGCUAUGUUCCUCUUUAUGUGGGAUACAGCAUCGAAGGAUAAUGGGGACAAAUAA